AUUUUUUCACACACACUUCCACAGCCAGACCGUUUUCCUGUCCUCCCUGCUCCCUCCAGUCUCUUUUAUCAUCAGUGAGGGCUGUGUGAUGUUGCUGUGACAUUUCCAGGACUGUGUGUGUGACCUUUAAACCUGACACACAUCACAGUGGCUUUGAAGUGGCCUCAACAGUAACCUACAAAGAGGGGGAGACCAGAUGCCACUCUGACAGAAAUUGGGACCUCGGUAGGACUUGGUCCACAUAGCCUCGUGUUAGAGUAUAACAGUAACUUCUCCAUUAUUAUUGCAAAUCUAAAUCCAUAUUUGGAGGUGGAACAGGUUUUUGUGAUCUGCAAGUUUGACAUUUUCAACUCUUUCAACAAUUGCAUUCAUUUAUUUUCUCUCUCUCACGUUGGAGUGGAAGGAAGGGGAGUUUCAGCUUGCUGUCUGGAACUAAAAGUGGGAGUGUGUGGGUGUCUCUCUGGAGGAGGGAAUGUCAGGGAAGGUGUGCAGCAGUAACAGUGUGGUGCAGGCACGGCGGACUGUGGAACAACUACGAGUGGAGGCAAGCAUGGAGAGGAUCAAGAUCUCCACAGCAGCUGCCCAGCUGGUGCAGUACUGUCAGGAGCACAGUCGCUGUGACCCCCUCCUCACCGGCAUCUCUGCCUCCUCCAACCCCUUCAAAGACAAGAAGACCUGUGUCCUGCUGUAGAAAGGCUGCCUCAGGACACUGCUCUGGUGCUGCAUUCAACAGUGCUUCAUCAUCAACAACAGUGAAACGUUUUGAAGCCAGGCUACUUCAACAUGUCCUACUUCAUCAUGUCAGACAUUAAUGUGUUAGCUAAAGCAAAAACAGACUGGUUGGUACAGUAAUGGUCAUACUGUCAUUUCAACAAAUGGC
This is a messenger RNA of Coregonus clupeaformis (lake whitefish), 880 nucleotides long. RefSeq names its product guanine nucleotide-binding protein G(I)/G(S)/G(O) subunit gamma-12-like. Gene Ontology annotation, molecular function: G-protein beta-subunit binding. The coding region runs from base 473 to 691 and encodes 72 amino acids. Gene Ontology annotation, biological process: G protein-coupled receptor signaling pathway. Gene Ontology annotation, cellular component: heterotrimeric G-protein complex. The transcript has 2 exons. The record is from RefSeq and is a predicted model, not a curated record. Lineage: Eukaryota; Metazoa; Chordata; Actinopteri; Salmoniformes; Salmonidae.